GUCCUGCAAUAACGCGCUUUAAACCGCUCCUCCAGCAAAUUAAGCCCCGCUGUCUGAGAUUGGGAGCCAGUAGAUGCUGCAUGUGGCCUCUGAACCCAUUGUUGUGUCGCGGCUGACGUCAGUGCCGUGUGUGCGGCAGACGGAGCGGCGUGCGCCUGGCGAGACAAAGGCGGUGGAGCGAGUGGGGUCAGGCGGCAGCAGCGAGAGGAGCAGAGAAUCACUGGUUUCUAACUCAAAGGGAACUCCCAGCUUCGGCUUUCAGCCACGCUUCUAACGAGACUGAGAAUGAAGACUGAGCGCCGCUGUUAGGACUGUGCUUUGGCUUUCCAGGAAGAAAGAAAAACACCACUGACCCCCUUUUCGCUUUUUAAUGUUUUUUUCCUCUUCUCCAACGCCCCCCGUUUAGCUUUGCUAGCUAGCUGUCGCGCUAAGCUCACUGCGCCGCACUCAUCUCCUCCUCCUUUCUUGCUGCUUUUCGUCUUUCCCUCGAGGCAGAAACACCAAGCGAAGAAAGGAUACCAGCAGUCAGAUAAACUGAGGGUGAGAUCACUCCUUACAAACGGGCAUCCGUGAUCUGAUGUGAGAUCCACGGAAAGACUAUGCCUAGCCCUUUAUUCCACCCCGAGAUAAUGGACCACGACGUGGUGAUCAGCAGCCAGCACAGUGGCGUGGCUCUGCCCCGGGAGACGGACCAGGAGUCCCGGGAUGAGGACCACCAGGAGGUUCUACGCUUCGCGCUGGACCAGCUGUCACUCAUGGGCCUGGAUAAAGUGGAUUGUGGGGGUGGUGGAGGUAACGGGCUGGUGGACACUCUGGACGGGACCCAGGGUCCGAGCUCGGAUGGGUGCAAUGGUGUAGGUGGAGGGGGCUACGUGGAUCUGCAGAUGAUGGAGCAUCCCAACGGGUCCAGGGACUCGCCCUCGUCCUGCUCUCCUUCCCCAGAGUAUUAUGGUUCGGGCGGCUACCACAUGGCCGGGUCCCACUCCAUGCUCCACGGGGAACAAAGCUCCGUCCUCUGCAACAGGAAAAGAAGCGUAAACAUGACCGAAUGUGUGCCUGUCCCGAGCUCCGAGCAUGUGGCUGAAAUAGUGGGGAGACAAGGCUGUAAGAUCAAGGCCCUGCGUGCCAAAACAAACACCUACAUAAAGACUCCAGUCAGAGGGGAGGAUCCGGUGUUCAUCGUGACAGGGCGCCGGGAGGAUGUGGAAAUGGCCAAGCGUGAAAUUGUAUCUGCAGCCGAGCAUUUCUCUAUGAUCCGGGCAUCUCGCUGCAAAGCCGGAGGGCCAGGAGGAGGUGGCUCUCUGCCCGGCCCACCCCACCUGCCGGGACAGACCACCAUACAGGUGAGGGUUCCUUACAGAGUGGUAGGGUUAGUCGUGGGGCCAAAAGGAGCAACCAUCAAGCGCAUCCAGCAGCAGACUCACACCUACAUCGUUACCCCUAGCCGAGAGAAAGACCCCGUCUUUGAGGUGACGGGAAUGCCGGAAAACGUAGACCGAGCGAGGGAGGAAAUCGAGACCCACAUCACCCUCCGAACUGGAACCUUUGUAGACCUACAGGGAGACAACGACUUCCACACCAACGGCACCGACGUCAGCUUAGAAGGCCUGGGCUCCCUGAGCGGAGGACUGGGAGCGUCUCUGUGGUCCAGGGCUACAGGCCACCACUCUGGCCCUCCUCCUCCUGCUCCCUCCCCUCCACCAUCUCUUCCCAUGUCCAUACACCACUCCUCGAGCAGGAAGAUGUCCUCCUCGGUUGCCUAUCACACGCACAAUGGCGGGAUGAGCUCAGAGAGCUUCAGCUCCAACAGGAAGCCUAACGAGGGGGGCAGCCCCACCAGUCCUUUCAGCACAGGUUCCAGCAGCGCUGGAGGUGGUUUCACCUUUGGAGGGGACUCGACCCCUGGACUGACUUCCUCCGAUGAAUUGGGCUUUGAGUUCAGUGCUUCCAACAUCUGGGCGCCUUUCGUCAACGGCGGAGCAGGGAAUAAGACCUCCGCUUCUUCUCAACAGCAACCUCUACGCCGAAACAGCAGCGGCCUCAGCGGCGGUGCCAUCACUCCGCGACUGUCUCCGACUCUGCCUCAGGAUACGAGUGUUGGCCCCCUGGAUCACCCACUGGCUCGUCGCGCGCAGAGUGACCCCCUCAGCACUCUCUCCUGGCUGCAGUCUGGCAGCACGGGAGGCGGCUCCUUCUCAGGCGCCUCCAGCUCCAGCUCUGGCGGCUCAUCGACUGGCUACUCCUCCUGCUCGGCAUCAUCCCUGCCCGGCGGUUCGCCCACUGACUCCGAGGGCGGCGGCAGCGGCGUCGGGAUCACCUCCGGGAUGCUGAGCCGGCUCAAAGGUGGCUCUGGGGUCUCGGCACUGGUCGCCGUCGGCCCGGGGGUCAACAGGGACUGCUUUGUGUGUUUCGAGAGCGAGGUGACAGCGGCCCUCGUGCCUUGUGGCCACAACCUGUUCUGCAUGGAAUGCGCCGGGCAAAUCUGCCAGUCUGCCGAACCCGAAUGCCCCGUCUGCCACACUCCGACCACACAGUGCAUCCGCAUCUUCUCCUAAUGCCAUGAGCGGGGUCAGAUAUUUAGGGAAGGUGUGAGAGGCAGCCAGGUACCAGCUGUAGUGGAGGAAAUGGAAGGAAUCACACUAAUAACCUUCACACAGAUGAUGGACCAUAUUAAAUGCAUUAAUAAAGAUGAUGAUACUUUAAUGGAUGUUGAUAUAUUGCUGAUAACUGUCAAGAUGAAUAAUAUCAAUAAUAAUAAUAAUAAUGACUUAUUUUCCAAGGGAAGUGGAUUGAAACGUGUCUGCAGACAGUUGGGGCUCAGGCAGUCUCUCAGCAGUGAACUUAUGGAAGGAAACUAGUGUCUUAUAUCUCUUCAGGCCUUCAUUUUGACGUGGAGCGCCCCCCCUCCCUCCCCCUCCCACUGCGGGCGGCCCGCCCGCCAGCCCGUCCGUCUCCACGCGUCUUCAUUCUGGCUUCUUGAGAUCUGCCUGCUUCUCUCUCUCUCACAGCCUUUUUUCCUUUUGACACUUUUGUACUUAACAGAUAUUUUUCGAUAAAACUGUCAAUGAGGCCCGCACUUUUCUACUCCUCAUUUUAACGCCCCCGAAUACCCCAAAUUCUCCUCUGUGCUAUUUCGCUCCUUCAUGCCAAUUUUUAUUUUUUAUUCCCUUUUGUGACACAAAGACGAAAAGGUUCUUGGAACAUUAUUCUAUUUUUUUAGGUUUCUUUUGGUCGGCAUGUCUGUCAGGCACCUAUUGGGAAAACACUACAUUUUAGCAGGAACCUUUUCAGGGUGAAUUCUCAUUGUCGCACGAAAUUUAGCCAUCCGAUAACCAAGCCAAAUGAUUAUUGAGACCUACUCCUUGAUUCCGUUUGGUAAACACGUUGGGUAAAACUUGGAUGAGUCUUUGCCGCAUUAUUAGUGUGGCUGUUUGAUGAUUCUGUAAUAAGUGAAGGCGUACCAGUUUUAGCGAUGCUGAUGGCCUGUGACUGUGGUCAGUUUGUAUGUUUGGACUGCCUGACAAUCCCUUCACUCCUCUCUCUCUUGCGCGCUUGUGUUGGAGUGAUGCCCAGUCGUACCGAUGUGUCGUCACCUCGACAGGGCACCAUUACCUUCAUCCGAUCAUCUCGUCUGUUACACUUAGAUCUGUGCAUUUUAUUUUUUUGUGGGUUCUUUCUCUAGUUUGUUAUUGUCUGUGUAGUGAGUGUGUGUGGUUAAGACUUAUGAUCUUUAGGAUGAGACAGGGCUUUGAUGUCACAUGAGAAUGUUUUCUCCAAUACGGUUUAGGACAGAAGACUGACAAGGGGGUUGAUUUUUUUAGUUUUCACGCACUGAAACCCCUUUCUUAAAAAAAAAAGAAAACUGAAACGGCUGUUGCUGUUUUUUUAUUUCAGUCUUCCACCUCUCUCACAGCAAAGCUGUACGGCACUCAGAUGACACUGUUGUACCUAUAGAUGGAUUCAGUCUCCCCCUCUCUAAUGGCUGCUCCCCCAUUUAUUUGGGGCAGAAAGGAAAUGAGUAAUUUUGAGUGGGAGUAAAUGGAUCUUCCAGGGAGCUGGGUGUGAUAAAAGCAGAAAUGGGCAUGGCCUGCUCGCAUUGGGUAUUACAUGAAGGAAGUUAUUGAUUGGUUGGAAAACCUGGUCAUGUUCUCAUGCUACAUGCAAACCCUGCAAAUGUAGUUAGUAUGCAGGCUUAUUUAAUGUUCGUUGGCUGUGUACAAGUGGAUUAUUUGUGCUUCUGUAUGUUAAGCAUCUCAUUAACAGUGACUUCAAUGGAUAUUUAAAGGUAUAGUGGAGAAUUUUGUGAAUUUUUGAAAUGUUCCGUCCUCUACAAUUUAAACAAAAUGCAAAUGCACAACCCUGUACCUGCUCCCGAGAGGAAACGAUGAUUGACAAUUAGGAGGACCACUUAUUUUGAUGAUCCACCCAGAUAAAUGAUAUCCUCCACUAUACCUUUAAGUCUUAUGUAUGCUAGAAUAUAGAAACCUGCUGGUUCACCAUUAUUGCAGAUCAUUCGAUGCACCUAAAGCUGCAGUUUAUGCUUGUUUUCUGCUUUUAUUUCACUCAACACCCCUAGAAGAGAUGCCCCCUUUAAGGGUUGAGUGCCCAGGUGUGUUAAAUCUAUCUAUACAGCGCUGUACUCUGCAAAAUGUAGUGCACUAUUUAGUUAGUAGUUAGAUUCGUCCUGUGUUUCAUAGCAUUACUUCAAUAAGGCAGGAACGUCCUGUUUUGUGUUUGUGUUUUGUUCUUUUUUUCCCUUUGGGGG
Messenger RNA from Cyprinodon tularosa, 4765 nucleotides. RefSeq names its product RNA-binding protein MEX3B. Bases 600 to 2555 code for a protein of 651 amino acids. Lineage: Eukaryota; Metazoa; Chordata; Actinopteri; Cyprinodontiformes; Cyprinodontidae. The transcript is spliced from 4 exons. The record is from RefSeq and is a predicted model, not a curated record. Gene Ontology annotation, molecular function: RNA binding.